Molecule: messenger RNA, 1587 nt
Organism: Dracunculus medinensis (Guinea worm)
Lineage: Eukaryota; Metazoa; Nematoda; Chromadorea; Rhabditida; Dracunculidae
Source: the annotation of a GenBank genome assembly
AUGUUUGCAAAAGGCAAAUCUGGCCGUGAAUUUUAUGAGAUAUGCCGUGUUUGUGGAGAUGGACAUGCAAGAAUGCAUUAUGGAGUUUUGACAUGUUUCGGAUGUAAAGGGUUCUUCAGAAGAACCCUUAAACGUACAUCUGAAUAUUCGUGUAGACAUCAAGGCAAUUGCAUUGUUGAUAAACAUGAACGCAAUUCCUGUCGAUUCUGCAGAUUCAAACGCUGUCUCGAAGUGGGUAUGGAUCCAAAAGCUGUCCGUCCGGAUCGAGAUGCUACUGGUCGGCAUUACCAGACCAAGGUGCGACGACUAAAAUUUACAUCUGGUGACGAAAGCUCUGAUGAAGCAAUAAUCACGGAGGAUUGGAGUCGUAAACUUUCGGUUGAAAUGAGAACGAUUUUAAUGCAGUUGAUGAACAUCGAAAUUAUGGUAAACCGUGGUGAUACUAAUCAAAAAGCAGUCGAUCUAUAUCCUCUACCAUUCAAUUCGAUUCAACAGAUCUUGAAUAAUCCUUCUUUAUUGAAUGGAAAGCGAACUGAGGUGGUUCGAUAUGAACCAUAUCGGCAAGUUGAAAACAAUGAACUAGUAGCUGUCGCUCAUCGACGCUUAAUUGUUACAAUCGACUGGGUAAAUCAUCUAUUUGAUAUGAUGGAUCUGACCGGAUUUGAAGAUAAAAUUGCACUUAUAAGAAAUGGAUUUGCACCUCUGAUGAUCUUCAGCUUUGCAGCUGCAACUGCUAAAACAACGAAAGAAAAAGAUAUCAUUUGUUUGUGCAGCAGCGGAUAUGUUCCACGAAAUGUACACAGUAUCUUUAAUAAACCAUAUCAUUUGGCAAAUCGUAUAAUUGAACGAACCAUCGAUGAACUAACACAACCAUUUCGAAAUUUGAAUUUUACGGAAGAAGAAAUUGUUCUAAUGAAAGCAAUAAUCAUCUUAAAUCCUCAUGUUAAGGGAUUAUCGAGUGAUGCGACUGAUCAGGUAGCCGAUUUACGUGAUCGGAUACAAGAAGUGCUAUACCACGUGGUAAGAGAAACACAUCCAAAAGAAGUCGCUUCAUCAAGAUUCGGCAAUCUUUUAUUAUUUUUGCCUACGAUUAUGAUCCUUGGGAACAUUAUGUGUGAAAAUAUACAACUGAUGCAAUCGUUUGAACGGAAAGAUGCUGAUCAAAUGCUUCUUGAUUUAUUCGAAACUGAAGCGGUUCCGACGCAUGAAAUUCGGAAGCCAAUAGACCCGUGUUGUAGUUCUGAAUCCAUAGAAUUCCGUACAUCUAUGGCAUAUAAUUAUGGAUAUAUUGAGCCAUCGUCUUCGUCAUCAUCUAUAUCUUCAAUCGAAUUUUUGCCACAGCUGUCAUCAUUCGAUCAAAGAAGAUAUAUGGAUUCAACAAAUUCUUUGCAUGAUAUGCUUUCGGAAUGUAUAACUGAAUCCGAUCCAGAUUACAACACAACACUUACACCUGAUACAUUCAACGAAAUGCAGCAAGCUCAUACUGGUAUCAAUGUUAUAGACAUCGACUACCAUGGAACUCCUCCUAACUCUCCUGAAUUCAGCCUUGUUCAGUUCUCACGUCCAGAAUUUUACAUUGGUCAGUAG